CAUGGAAAAUCAUAGAGGAAGAAGAAAGGAAAGGCAGGUGGGACAGAUGGUAAUGGCUCCUUGUGGUCUCAGACCAGCUCCACUUCUCUGUCUUGGACUAAUAUUCACAGCAGGGGUGAGUUCAGGGGGUCAAGUUAUAAAUCUACUUCGAUGAUCUACCGAUUCCUAUCCCUUGACCACUUCAGAGGCCAACUCGUGCCUCCUUCCCCUGUGGGUGCCAAGCCAGGCCCAACUCCUUUAACAGAAACUCCAGAUCUGCAGGCGCUGCUCCAGGUGCUCCAUUGGCCAGCUCCACCUGAGAAUGCUACAGCCUUUGCUUCCUCCACCAGUGCCGAGAAGAGCCACUACCGGCUCUUGCAGUCCCAGAGCAACUACACAGUGGGUAACAUGCUCCUGGUGUCGCUGGAGGCCAGGGACAGACAUGGGCAGCCCAAGCACUAUGGCGGAGACUUCUUGAGGGCCAAAUUGCAUUCCCCCGAGCUGAAGGCGAGUGUGGCAGGGACGGUGAAGGACCACAAGAAUGGCACCUACACACUGACUUUCCCGCUUCUGUGGGCAGGUGCGGUGCAGGUGUCUGUACGUCUCAUCCACUCCAGUGAGACUGUGGCCCUCCUUCGGCACAUCCGUGACUCCCAUCCCUCCACAAUCACCUUCAGGGGGUACUUUGUGGACCCAGGCCAGGGAAGCAAAGAAGAAGUGACCGAAUGCAACGUGCAUCCAGUCUCAGGCCCAACCUGCCAGUACGUGGAUCCUGGCACUGGGGAGCACUGGUUUUGUGCCAAGCCCCAGCAUCACUCCUGCAAUGACCUUGUGUACCACUCUUCUGGGAUCUACAAAAAUGUGCUCACCUCAGCAGAGAAAGUCUUCUUUAGUGGAGCUGCAACAGACCAGAUUAUUCCAGGGAGUGUGCCCAUCAUCCAAGUGCUGCCUAGCCACCAGCUGGCUGUUGCCACCUCCCCACCGCUCCCAUGCCAUCCAGGCCUUGCCCUCACCUUGCCUUCAGGUUUCUACUACAAGGAUGUGUGGGUUUCCUUGGGAUGUUCUAGCCGGACCUUCCCUACUCCUGACUUGGCACUCAGCUGCUUGCGAGGCAAGAUAGUUCACAUGAUUGGAGACUCCACACUACGCCAGUGGUGGGAAUUCCUGCUGGCCUUCAUUCCAUCAGUCAAGCACAUAGACCUUCAUGUGACCCACCAUACUGGCCCACUGCUGGCUGUGGAGCCAGCACAAGGCCUUGUGCUGAGGUGGCGUGCCCACGGCAUUCCGCUGCGCAUGGCAAAGUCCAAGAUGGCUGACAUACACUACUUGGCCAAUGAACUGAAUGCACUUGGUGGGGGCCCCGACAUGGUGGUAGUUUUCACACUGGGGGCCCAUUUCACCACUUUCCCCGUGGAUGUAUACGUGCGGCGGGUGCAUGGCAUUCGGCAGGCUGUGGCUCAGCUCCUGGCCCGCAGCCCCCAAAUCACUGUUGUCAUCAAGUCAGCCAACACAGGAGACAAGUCUGUCUAUCGCAGUGACUGGCUCUCCCUGCAGCUGGACAACAUCCUUCGUGCCAUGUUUGCAGGCAUGAGAGUGGCCAUUGUUGAUGCCUGGGCCAUGACCUCCUGCCACUACCUGCCUGAUAACCUCCAUCCUGGCAAGGUCAUUGUGCAGAAUGAGGUCAACACCUUCCUCUCCUAUGUCUGUCCAGGGAAGUGACUCAGAAUGGAGCAGACUUGGUACAGCAGAAACAGGACACAUGGAAAAUUCCACAAUGAUGAGGGAUCUCCAGAGAGCACCUUGACAUGUGCAAGGGGAAGGUUGCUGACUAGAGCAACUUGUAGAGGCUAUCCCAGGUUCUUAUUUGUUAUAUAUUUAUUAGUAAUUUCAGAUAUUUGGUUUUAAUGAUUAGAUUUUAGCUUUACCUAUUUUAUUGUAAUCAAAGUUUUAUCAUGUUAUGUUUUGAUUGUAGCAUCAAUCGAUUUUUUGUUUUCUGCUGUAUGUAUUCGGCAUCGUUUUAUUCUGUUUGUUUUGUUGGGUUGUAUGAUAUUAUCAGAGGACCACCAGGGGUCAGCAGAGAGUACAGAUGAUCGGGACAAGGGCUCUCAGAUGAUGCUGGAGACCCAGAGCCUAGCGUCUGGCACCUUCCUCCAGUAGGUGGGACUGGGGCUCAGGAGGAGGUGCAGACCCUUGGGGAUGCUGAGAGGGCUAGAUUUCCAGACAGAAGGCUGCAGGGGGCGGACCAAGACACUCUCGAGGGGGAGGCUCUAGAAGAUACAGCACCGGUCCCUCAGCGGAGCAGCAGCACCCUCAACCCAACAGAGAAGUGGGGGAAGGUGGAGGGAGCAAUGGAGGAGAUUUAGGGUGCCCAGGGGGCUAUGUUGGCGGACAUCACGACGGGAGGUGCUUCCGGAUUCUGAAUCGGAAUAGUACAGUCAUGCUUUUUGAUGCUCUGUCUUGUACAUAUAUAUAUAAUAAAACCCUGUAAAAACCAGGCACGGGGUUUGGAGCUGCUUACUCGUGAGGAAGUAACCAGCACAAUUACAGCUAUGGCUAAAUGCUAAUGCAAUAAAGAAUUGAUUGAUUGAACUUCUCAGCAACCAGGUCGCAGUGGGUGUUAGAUGGGGACAUGCAAGGUGUUGUGCUGCUGAAGAACUCCGGAAGAACAAGGAAAUCACACACAGCACAAUCCCUUCUAUGUGUACUCAGAAGCAAGUCUCAUCAAGUUCCAUUGGACUUUCCCCCAGGUUAGCGGGCUAUAGGAUUGCAUCCUGAAACAGCUCCAGAUUUGUUCUUUCACCCUCUAAUAAACACUGUGUUUGAACGUAAAAGGAAAGCCCUGGUGGCUUCUCAGCUGACUUUGCUAGCCUUGAAUGGGGAAGGGAGGUUGGCCAGGAAGGUGAUCAAUGCCUCUUAUGAGAGGGGGUGGUCCCUGCCUGUUUAAAGGAGGCAGUGGUACAGAAAACCUAACAAACUACCGCCCAGUUGCCAAUCUCCUUUUCUUGGGCAAGGUUCUGGAGCGAGUGGUCGCAGGCCAGAUCAAGGUGUUCUUCGAAGAAGCUGAUUUUCUGGAGCCAUUUCAAUCGGGGUUUAGGCCUGGUUUGGGUACAGAAACUGCCCUGGUCACCCUGUACAAUGACCUCUGUUGAGAGAAAGACAAGGGAAAUGUGUUCCUGUUAAUUCUUCUCGACCUCUCAGCAGCUUUCGAUAACAUUGACCAUGCUAUCCUUCUGGAAGGACUCUCCGAACUAGGAGUGGGUGACACACCGCUUUGUGGGGGUUUCAGUCCUACUUGGAUGGUUGCUCCCAGGGGGUGUUACUUGGGGAGUGAUUUUCAGUCCCGUGGAACCUCCAAUGUGUUCUGCAGGGCUCAAUUCUAUCCCCCAUGUUGUUUAACAUCUACAUGAAACCACUGGGUGGGGUUAUCCGGAGGUUUGGAGUACAUUGUCAGCAGUAUGCUGACAGGGCCGUCUUAAGCAUAUCCGGCGCCGUGGUGCAAAUAUCUCUCAGCACCCCCCUGCCUCCCCGUUUCCCAUAAUUGUCAACCUUUUUAAGGGGGGCUUACUUCAAAAUACACAGGAUUACAGCUGUGUUGUCAAAUUCUAUGCAAAAACAACAAAAUGUCCUGUUAGCACCAUAAAAGUUAGUAUUUGAUUUUUUAAAAUAAAUUUCUAUACCACACUUCUAUACCAAUUGCCACAAGGUUUUUUCUCUGCAUGCAGGAUAGCAAACAUCAAAAAUGACAUACAUUCGGAACAUAAUAUGCAUAAAAUGGAAAAGAUAAAAAGAGCUGAAUUGGUACAAGUACCAUCAAAUUGUUAUUAAUUGUUUUAAGUCACUGAUAUCCUAAUUUGAAAGCUGGCUGGAAGAGGCGCUUUUCCACCUGUUUCUCCGAAGGAAAGCAAUGGUGUGGCUAGGCGCAUCUCUGGGAGAGAAAGCUUUCCGCAGAUGUGGAGCCACCACUGAAAAGACCCUUUCAUGGGUCCCAGUGGUUUGCAUCUCAACCUGCACAGGGACCACCAUUCAGGCCUCAUUCACUGACCUUAAGGUACAUGCAAGUUGAUAGGUGUGAAAGCAUGUUCUUAGAUCAGGGAUGGGGAAAUCUUUGGCCCUUGCAUCAUCCCUGACCAUCGCCUAUGCUUGCUGAGGCUGAUGGGAGUUGUUCAGCAACAUCUUGAGGUCCAAAGUUUCCCACCCCACCUUAGAUAUUGGGGACCCAACAACCCCCUACCCUCUCCGGGGGUUACGGAGAGGGGCCGCUGGCCCGCGAUGCCCCCAGACCCACUCCGACUGUUUAUGGAGUGGGGGGAGCUUGGGCUGAAAAGCACUUACGAGGGCCAGGACUCCCGGACGCUAAUCUGCAUGGCGGGGAUUUCCAUGGUUAAAGAAGAUAAUUAGGCUUAAAUCUAUGGACAUACUUCAGAAGGAGGGGAAGAAGCGCUGUUUACUGCUGAGAAAUCUAUGCUGCUGAGGGAGAGGAGUUAAAGGCUGUAUAUCAUCUGGAAGAAGGAUUGAUGGGGACGGAGCGAUAAGGGAAUGGAGUUUUAUUUUUCUUCAUAUGAGUUACUUCGUACCUUCCCAGACGCGAUGUCCUGGAUUGUUUGGAGUGAAAGAGAAGCAAAAGACUGUGUGAGUUGAACUUUAUAAACUGUUGUUACUGAGCAUAUUUUUUAAAGAUGUGGAGUUGCCGAUGAGAAAAGCCCCCCCCCCCCUAGUCGGACGGAAGGAGUCUUGGAUUUAUGAGCUGUGACGCACUUUGAAUUGGAGCAGCGACCUGAAGCUAAGUUCAGCUAUAGGGCAAGGAGAUCCAUUAAUUUACCAAGAGUUUAUGGUUUGAUGUUUGGGUCUUCUGCCUGGAAAAGCUGUAAAUUUUAUAAAGAUCGUUAAUCUUCAUGGCUAUGAAAGAAAACGAAAGUAAUUUGAGCUUUUUAAGAUGGCGCUGCUUCGACGCAACAGGGAGCUCCAGACUAGAAGAUUUAUGGGGAGGCUGGACUGAUUAACCCACACAGGAGAAAGAACAUUUGUGAAACCUCGUUUGAUAUUUAUCUCAGCAGCUGGGAAACAAUCGGUUGAAAGUGGAAAACAUCUAUGUGACUGUAAGGGGAAGAUCUGGAUUAUUAUGAACUUGGAGGACGAUUUGAACUUUAGAAAAAAGACGGCAGUGGACGGUUGCGAGGAAUCCCCAAUUUCUUGAAGCAUGGGAACCCAAAUAAAAAAUUCUUUAGACGAUUUGGCAUAACAUUCGGUUUGAUUGAUAUAUAUAUGUGUAUAAUUUGAAAUAAUGAAUGUGAUAUAAUUGGUUUUAAUUGGAAAAUUAAUAAAAUAUAUUUUUUUUUAAAAAAAGAUAUUGGGGACCCAAUAUGAGUUGUGACUGUGGCUUUCAUGAACAAUUUCAUCAGUUGCAUGGCAAGCUGUUAUGAGAUGAGAGGCAGAUAUAAGAAAAAACAAAAUAAGGGGUGCUAUUACAAACUCAGGCUGGAAAGCCUAGCAAUGCAAGAUGUAAGUGUAACUUUGCAGGGCACAACUUCAAUUCAAUCCACAUUUUUAGAAGAGUUAUCUGAGUGGGCUCUGCAUUCCUGCAUUGCAGAGGGUUGGACUAGAUGUCUUCAGGUUCCCUUCCAACUCUAUGAUUCUGUAGUCGUGCCAUCUAUGAUUCUGUGUCAUUGACUGAACCUGGGGCUUUCUGUGUACAAAGCAUGUGUUCUACCACUGAGUUGUGAAUCUCCUCCCUUUUAUUUUAAAAAUCCUUUUGCAUUAAUACUGUCACAGCUGUUUAAAGCAGCCUUUGUCAACCUGGUCCUCUCCAAGGGACUUUGAAUCAGCACCAACCAGCCAGAGAUUUAAUCAAGGCUUUAAUCUAGCUAGGGCUUGCCAUUAAAUUCUGUGAAUUAAUUUUAAAAAAUGAAACAAUUAUUUGGGUAUGUACAAAGUCCCAUUCCUCACACAUAAAUGCAUUUUGAAGCUAGAGGUCUUAGGGCAGCCAAAUUAAAUACUGGAGGGAAUGAGAGAAGCAGCCCGAUGACCCAGCAUGCAGCUUCUAAAAUGAGCUCAUUUUAUAGCACACCUCUAUGUAGUUCUUGGGGAAUACUGAUGGUAUCAUUGAUGCAGUCUCUAGAGGAAACAGACUUUUCCAGACCUCUGGGGAGCAUCUAGUUGAUUCAUAAUACUGACAUGACAUCCACUCUCCACCAUUUUUUUCAUAUGAUAUAGUGGGGGGGGAUGGCUGUGGUCCUGCAGCACUUAAUUUAUUUAACCCCUGGAUACCCAAGGUGUGGGAUGUAAACUGGUGCAGUCAACUCACAACAGUUCCUAGAGUGUCCACAUGGAGGACCACAUGGAGGAAUACCUGACCAGGUCAGUUUCCUGUUCCUCCACACAUGCAAAUGAGAUGGGAAAGGUGGCAGAUAAAUUCACUGGCCAGUAGUCAUUUUCCCUCUCUUGGACCACACACUUCGAGCAAGCAACAUCUUAGUGAGGAGACUCUCUCUAGGCUUCCAGCCAAGAGAGAGAGGAAAUGGAGUCUCACUUCAUAUAAGUAAACUUCACAUGUAUAUACUACUUUUAUCUAAGCUAGUCUACCUCUUGAGUUGUGCUGUAUCUCAAGAAGCUUGUAAGUAAACUCUUUUUAUACUUUUAAAAGAGCACUGUGUCGUAUCUUUUCUUUUAAGAGGGAUAAAGGGGAAAAUCCAGGAAAUAUAUUUUAUUCUAGAAGUUUAAGCAAACCUGUACGACCGGUUUCUGCUGUGCAUUGAAAGGGAAUGUUACUCUGCUAAGUUUGGGGCUUGUUAACACAAGCUGGGAGAGGAUAUAUCUAAUAAUAUUUCCUCAUCCACAUUCCUGAACAUUCCCACACAAGGUGGUAAACAGUUUUUGAAAAUCAGUAUACUACAACAGGCACGUCCAACUCCCAAGAGACAGUGAUCGACUCACAGUAUUAAAAUACUGACUGUGAUCUACCAAUUGUCACUGCCAGGCAAAGUUGUUGACCUUUUUCUA
Molecule: messenger RNA, 6975 nt
Organism: Zootoca vivipara (common lizard)
Lineage: Eukaryota; Metazoa; Chordata; Lepidosauria; Squamata; Lacertidae
Product: NXPE family member 3-like
Source: RefSeq, a predicted model, not a curated record